GACUCACCAGUAUGGAGGAUGUUAUUUGGCUUCUCGUUUCUCUGGCCCUCGUUCCGUCCGUCUUCUUCUAACGAUAUAUAGGUAGAAAUAGUCGCAGGGGCCCUUCAAGCCUUUUCCAUUCUCUUCUCCCCGGCUUCCUCUCCUCAUCCGAUCCCAUCAUGGCGAAAGCCUAAGCCUAUCCCUAACCCCAGUUCGCCUCUCCCGGGGCCUAUUUCCGGCUCCCCUGGAACCCUAAUCUCGCCGGCUGCCGACGGAUCCCUUCGCCCCUCUACCGCCUGUCCUUCGCGUUCCCAGGUUUUGCUUGCGGAUCGAACCCUGAUCUCCUUCUCUGCUCGAAGCCCGGCGCUUCUUGCGGGAUUCUAGGGCUUGUUUGCCAGAUCUGCCUCCUCGGAUUCUUGAUACGUGGAAGGAGCUGGUAGGUCUCUCCAUUUGAGCUGCUGCUGGUUGAUUCGCUUCGUAGCCAAUUCUUCCUGAAAACCCUAACAUUCGUGGCGUACAGUUAGGCUCUAGUUUUCAUGGAGGGAUCUUCAGGCGAUGGCGCCGCCGCUUCCGUACCGCUGGCGAAAUGGAGAAACGAUUUUUCCAGGGCGUUUCAGUAUUAUUUGGACAGAUCUACUCCCCAUACGCUCGGGAGAUGGCUGGGAACGCUGGGAGUUGCUAUGAUCUAUUGGCUCCGUGUUUAUUAUGUGCAGGGGUUUUACAUUGUGACGUACGGUCUUGGGAUCUACUUGCUGAAUCUCCUGAUUGGGUUUCUGUCCCCUAUGGUGGAUCCGGAGCUGGAAGUUUCUGAUGAGCCUGCGCUUCCUACGAGGGGUUCGGAUGAGUUCAAACCCUUCAUUCGCCGCCUACCUGAGUUCAAAUUCUGGUAUUCCAUAACAAAAGCCUUCUGUGUGGCAUUUGUGAUGACUUUCUUCUCUGUAUUUGAUGUUCCUGUAUUUUGGCCCAUUCUUCUGUGCUAUUGGAUUGUUCUUUUCGUCCUGACAAUGAAGCGGCAAAUUCUGCACAUGAUCAAAUACAAAUAUGUGCCAUUUAGCAUGGGGAAGCAGAGAUAUGGUGGCAAGAAGACUUCUGCAAGCAGCAGUUUGUCAAAGGACUGAUCUCCACGAUACUCCAGCAAUAGAGGCAGAAAUGGCAGAAUGGGCAUUCACAUAUUUGAUGUGUUAAUUGCUGAAGUUGGAUAUACAUAUAUUAUGUUCUGUAAUUUGGAGAGCAAUUACUUUUAGUUGCAUAUUCAUUUUGCUUGCCUGUGGGCGUCCCUUGUUUGUCUGUCAUGGAUUACAUCUUUUCAUGCCCAUAUGUUGUGAUUCUCUGCUCUUCAAUGGAAUCUGAUGUUACCUAUUGUAUAAAUAGGCUGAAGGUUUCUUUUA
Phoenix dactylifera (date palm) is the source of this 1367-nucleotide messenger RNA. Its product is annotated as protein RER1B-like. Gene Ontology annotation, cellular component: Golgi membrane. NCBI's taxonomy places the organism in Eukaryota, Viridiplantae, Streptophyta, Magnoliopsida, Arecales, Arecaceae. Gene Ontology annotation, biological process: retrograde vesicle-mediated transport, Golgi to endoplasmic reticulum; protein retention in ER lumen. The record is from RefSeq and is a predicted model, not a curated record.